AUCAACAUAACGUCCAAUGUGCAAUUAAUUCCACAUGGCCGCCCUUUACAGGCAUACUGCACGUUAGCGGACAAUGGAACUUUCCUGUUAUUUUGGACUUCUUACCGCAGUCGUCACGAUAGGCACUGGGACACAGGUGUGUAAAGAUCCCACAUUUGAAGUGAAGGGUAGCGGCUAUUGCUAUGAACUGGUAGAAAAACAAAAGGCUCAACAGUCAGUUGCUUUGAGCAAGUGCGUAGAAAAAGGUGGUAGUCUUGCUGAAAUAACAACCAGUGAUAUAAACAGCGGAUUGGUUGACAAGUUAUCAUAUAUGGUAUUAUAUUAUUGGAUCGGAGCAACAGAUAGACAAAGAGAAGGAAAUUGGCGGUGGUUAUCAGGACGUCCUUUGGUUUUUAAAGCUUGGGGAGGGCAGGAGCCCAAUGGGAAAACUGAGGAAAAUUGUGCCGUACUCACAAAAUUAAGCAGAUGGAAGGAUUAUCCGUGUUAUAAAAUAUUUGGAUUUAUCUGCCAAUAUGAUGUAAAUGAAUGCCACACUAAAACGGACACCUGUGACAGUCGGGCUGUCUGUACGAAUACCCCAGGGAGUUAUACCUGUUCAUGUAAACCAGGAUUUAUUGGAGAUGGAUACAAAUGUUCUGAGGUAACCACCAAAAGGAUGAUAACCUCCACUACCAUAAAUAAAGCCAGUACUCCCACCACUACACUGACAACUACCACGACUACACCCACAACUACAACCACUACACCCACGACCACUACACCCACAACUACAACCACUACACCCACAACUACAACACCCACAACUACAACCACUACACCCACAACUACAACCACUACACCCACAACCACAACCACAGCCCCCAAAAUAAACACGCCUUCCCCAGCAGGCGAAUCCACAAUUAUGGCAACCCAUGCACUCAGACAUACCACGAGGCAAAUCACCUUUUCCCCCUAUGACACAACCAGUACUCCCAUUUUGAAGCAAUCAUCAACAAGUGCGCGCAAACCAUUCCGAUCUUCACUCUCACCGCAUAUAACAUCAACAGUGAUUCUAAACCAUAAUACAAAACUGAUGACGCUGACCACUACAAACGAACAACAGGGGGUCACUCAGAGCACCAAACAUACAGAAACGUAUACGAGACAACAGAUCUACAAACAGACAACAGAUGAAUAUGAAACAAAGGACCCUUUUUUGUCGCCCACAACUACAGCAGAAACUAAUCUUCUGGCUGCACAGCGCGAGAGACAGCAUGAAGCUGAGAGAAAAAGGCGGCAGCAAGGUGCGUUAUGA
Lingula anatina is the source of this 1294-nucleotide messenger RNA. RefSeq names its product C-type lectin domain family 17, member A. The record is from RefSeq and is a predicted model, not a curated record. NCBI's taxonomy places the organism in Eukaryota, Metazoa, Brachiopoda, Lingulata, Lingulida, Lingulidae.